UGCGAGGCCACGGAGAAUUUGUCCAAUCGAGCUGCCCACCGCAGAAGAGGCGCCGAACGCUAGCGAUAUGAUAGGAUUCUUGAGUUUGCGACAGCAAGAAUCGUGAUUCGAUCAAAGACGGAGAGAAUCAUGAGCGGAGCAUGGGGCGACCAAUCAUCAUUGAUCAUCUUGAGACAUGCCCCGAGGAAAUAAGCCGAGUGCCAUAUCGCUGCAUAUUUGUGCCGUGGGCGAGAUACCACAAGUGCUGCACCAGUCAGAGAGACGUCCGAGACAGAAUCAGUGAGACCUUAUCGGACAUUUGACCAGGUGAAAGUGAGCGCCGUUGCGCCAGUUAGCAGAGCACAUACGUACAUAAGCACCCGCGGUCCCGAACGCCGCGCCAGUUUACCACAGGGAGUGUCAGAUAUAGUGUUGAAGAAAAGAAAAAGUCACGCCGUCCCAGAAAGGUAGCGAGAAGUACCUUGCAGAUAGCAUAAUAGAGUCUAAUGAGAGUUUGAAGGCUUCCAAAAUAUGCCCGCUCAUGUUC
Mycena citricolor is the source of this 526-nucleotide messenger RNA. Lineage: Eukaryota; Fungi; Basidiomycota; Agaricomycetes; Agaricales; Mycenaceae. The record is from the annotation of a GenBank genome assembly.